Trypanosoma conorhini is the source of this 1158-nucleotide messenger RNA. RefSeq names its product AO13 ankyrin. Gene Ontology annotation, molecular function: protein binding. The transcript has a single exon. NCBI's taxonomy places the organism in Eukaryota, Euglenozoa, Kinetoplastea, Trypanosomatida, Trypanosomatidae. The record is from RefSeq and is a predicted model, not a curated record. The coding region runs from base 1 to 1158 and encodes 385 amino acids.
AUGCCUACUGAUGUGGCAGGGCCCGAGAUAGAAGAUGAUCAGGUUUUGCUGCUUCCAGGUAGUGAGUCUAUUGCGCUAUUAACACGACGUUUGAACCGCAUUGAAGAAUUAAUGCAGAAGCUGCGCCUGCGUCAGGAUGGAGAGAUGAGUCGUUUUCAAAACAUUCUAGAUGCACUAAACAGGGAGGAGGCACGUAUUUGGAGGCAAUUUCACCUGGUAUACAUGCGGUGCGUGGAGCUGAUGGCUUCGCUUAGGCUCGCGGCAGAGUCCUUGAAUGCCGAAUCUUUGUGGGACGAGAUGUACCACUUAUCUUUGACAGAGGUGGGGCUGCAGCUUGUGGAGGCAAAGGCAGAGGAGAAUAUUCACUCCUUGCGAUCGCGUAUGGCUCAUCAGUGUACAAGGGGCACGGACAAUGUUAUUAUUUCUUUCAACAAAAAAUUUGUGUUUGCUCGUUACCACAUUUCACGGGCAGCGGCGCCCUCUGGGCUUUGCCAUCGUCCGGGGGACGAUGCGCACCCCGCCCUGUUGACGAACGCCUUUAUAGAAUCGGAUUCGCCCUGCAAUGUCAGUCGCAGGAGCGACACGGCUCCUUUAGAAACUGAAGCGGACAAGACGCAGGUUCCUUCCUUGGAAUUGACGGAGCUCGUGACGGCUAUUAAAAGCCCCAAGGGUGCGUCAUGGAAGGUGCGUGAUGUCCUGCACCGCUUCACGUCUGUGUCUCCGCCACUAGUACUUCAACGUGGCAAGUGUGGGGAAACCCCACUUCACGUCGCAUGUUGCUUGCGUCAACCAUCGCUAGAUGUGAUUCGAGAUCUGCUGCAGGCGGGGGCGGACGUCAACGCCAAGGAUGCAGCUGGCAUCACCCCUUUUCACGCGGCUUGCCUUCACACGCAGGAGGAAAACCGGUUGCUGCUGCAACUCUUGCUGGAUAGUGGCUGUGAUGUGAAUGUCCGCACUGCGGAAGGCGAGACGGCGGCACAUUUGUGCGCUGCUGAUGAUAAGUAUUUGCAUUCACUACAAUUUUUGUACAAUGUGGGGGGUGAUUUUUCGACAGGGGCGUUUGUUCGAGGCGUGUGGUGCACACCCAUAGAUGUCGCACGCGCCAACGGAGAGAAAGCCUCCUGCAUUUUUAAUUUUUUGAACGCUGAUGUGGUGUAG